AUGGAUCUCUGCAUCACCGCCGAAGAGCCUUUCGCCUACGAGCCACCCAAAACAAAGCCCUUUGCGCCCGUCUCGCCCCCUCUUACUCGAGCCGAGACACGCAACACUUCAACCUCUGGUAGCUCUAGAUCUCCAGCUCCUCUGCCUACUCCCACCGAAGCCUCCGACCUCGAGUUCGAGCUUAUCGUCCAUGAUCCCGCCAACGAUAGCGCUCUGACCUAUCCCUGGGAUCUCCCUCAGACGUCUCUACGUAUCCCCUUGGACACCUCCAGAGUCCACCUCCUUAACCUUUUGCGAGAGCGACUUCCAGUACCUGAAUCCCAAAACAGCAAGUCUCGUCGCACUCGAUCGAUCCGCCGCCCUAAACUGAUCGCUGCGACUUUGUACUGGACCUUCCGCGGCGCCAUUCUCCCGCUUGGACCGAGCGACACGGAAUGGCACUAUCGCGAUCCUAUCACCAAAACCGACAUCAUGGCUCGCACUGAGCUUGAGUGGUUUCUGCUCAAGGAGAUGAUGGCUUCCUCUGGAGGCGCGCUCAAGUGCUAUAUUGCUAUUCGUGGUGAGGCGCCCCCGACCAAGAAGCCCACUGGUUGGUGGUUUGGUAGCACGACUUGA
Molecule: messenger RNA, 615 nt
Organism: Fusarium coffeatum
Lineage: Eukaryota; Fungi; Ascomycota; Sordariomycetes; Hypocreales; Nectriaceae
Exons: 1
Coding region: 1-615 (204 amino acids)
Source: RefSeq, a predicted model, not a curated record